AUAUGCAUGUGAUUGGUCACAUGAUUUUUAUAUUUAAAGACAGAUGUUCCAAAGCAGUGAGUUCACUUGAGAUUUGGCUGGGCUACGACCGUUUUGUGCAGGAUGUUGCGUUUUCUGACAUUGUGUUGCAUAAUCUUGGUUGUGACUGAUGCCAUGAUUCUACCUCGUUUUGAACCUUUAUCGCCUGAUCUCAUUAACUACAUCAACAAACUCAACACUACAUGGAAGGCUGGACAGAAUUUCCAAAAUGCUGACAUAAAUUACGUAAAAAAAUUAUGCGGAACUUUCCUUGAUGGACCGAAGCUGCCUAUUAUGGUGGAGUUUGCUGGAAAGAUUGAGCUGCCUGAUAAUUUUGACUCUAGAGAACAAUGGCCAAACUGCCCAACAAUCAAGGAAAUCAGAGAUCAAGGCUCUUGUGGUUCUUGCUGGGCAUUUGGUGCCACUGAGGCAAUGUCUGAUAGGAUCUGCGUUCAUUCAAAUGGGAAAGUCAGUGUUGAAGUCUCUGCAGAAGACCUGCUUUCUUGCUGUGGAUUGGAAUGUGGAAUGGGUUGCAAUGGAGGCUACCCCUCUGGUGCCUGGCAGUACUGGACAGAGAAGGGUUUGGUUUCUGGUGGACUGUAUGACUCGCAUGUGGGCUGCCGUCCAUACAGCAUUCCUCCCUGUGAGCACCAUGUGAAUGGCUCCAGACCUCCAUGCACAGGAGAGGGUGGAAAUACUCCUAAAUGUCAGAAAAAGUGCGAAGAUGGCUACACUCCCUCUUACAAAAUAGAUAAACACUAUGGAAGUCAGUCUUACAAUGUGCCAGCAGAUGAGAGUCAAAUUAUGACAGAAAUAUAUAAAAAUGGACCCGUGGAAGGUGCCUUCACAGUUUAUGAAGAUUUUCUAAUGUACAAAACAGGGGUAUACAAGCAUGUGAGUGGUCAGGCUGUUGGAGGUCACGCCAUUAAGAUCCUUGGUUGGGGAGUUGAUAAUGGCACUCCAUACUGGCUUGCAGCGAACUCAUGGAAUACUGAUUGGGGUGAUAAUGGCUUUUUCAAAAUUCUGCGUGGAGAAGAUCACUGUGGAAUUGAAUCGAUGAUCGUGGCUGGGAUCCCAAAAGAUACAUCUUCUGCUAAUCUGCUUUAAGUUCAAUGGAAUGAAUUUGAAGCAUAUUGGCUUUUCCCUUUUUAUUUUCCUUCUGUGCAAGUCCCGACGGGCACCAAGUGCCAGGGGAUGGAAUGAUGUAGACAUCUUCUUAGUAUCCAGCUGUCUGCUCUCUUAUUUAAAAUGCUGUAACACUGAGCACACAUUUAGCUGCAUUCUCCUCAACUCUGGGAGUAACAGCAGAUGUAAACUAUUGAGAUCCUUUUUAUCAUCUGCAUUUCAAAUUCUGAGAGCUGGGAAAAAUGAAUUUGACACACCAAUCGUUUUAUGAUCUUAUCAAAUUUGAAUGCUUUUUGAACACCUAAAUGGAUAAUGAUAUGCACUCAUUUACUGCACAAAAUGUUUUCUUCUGCUGGUCAGUAGAUAGAUUAACAGUUAUCUGAAUGUUUUUAAAGACUGAAUAAGAUUUUAUUUCAACAAAUAGUAUACUUACUCCUUUUUUUAUAAUUCUUUUAGUGAGGCACAUUGAAUUGUGGUACUUUGUGCCAUAGCUUCACGUAACUUGUAGUCCAUGAAGUCAAUAUUUCAAUACCGUUUUAAAGCAUUUCAAAAAUGUCAUGGUUUUAGGAGAAUUUUAUUUAAAUGAUUAUUUUAAAUAAAGACUGACAAAUUGCACUGAAUCUAGUGCGCAUUUGAGAUUUCUCUAUUUCUUCCACACUAAACAAUGAGGCACACCAUUGACAGCACAAGUGGAAAAUACGGGGAGCACAUGUAAAGCAAAAAAUAAGAAUUGCCUGUUAGUAUAACGGGUAAUGGGAAUCGGCAACAAGCUACUGAUGUUUUCAUGGAUGCAUAUCCUUCAAAAAAGAGUGAGAAAAGUUAAUAUUAGCUAACCAAAGAACUUAGAUUUAAUGCAGUGGCCUUCUUUAGUCUGGAAAUGUGUCAUAGUUGUAGUUUACACUUUCCUACCACAUUUUUAUUUCAAGUGGAUUUUAAGUUAUGGUUUGACACAAUAGAACAAACAAAACAUAUUAUUAAACAUAAUAAUUGUACACUCAAACUUUUUUGGCUUUACCAGGAUAAAUUACUCUAUGUUUGGAUACAUAAAGAAAAAAGUUACUAUUAAGUAUAAAGUGCAAUUAAUACAUUUCCUUAAGAAUCAAGUUGAGAAUGUGCUUAUUUGAAAAUGUUGUGUGGAUGUUUGGAUGUUUUCUUUUAAUAUGUUGGGACGUGGCUAAUAUUUUUUUAAAUGAAAAUACAAUCUUAACAGUAUGAGUAUCACAUACAAAGAGAUUAAUUGUCAUUUUAAAUUUUUAAUAAUUUUUUUUUCUAAAUGUAUGAACUAUGAGUUAACUGAUAUUGUUUCUUUUUUAUUUAAAUAAAGCCAAUAAAAGUUUCAUGAAA
Messenger RNA from Erpetoichthys calabaricus (reedfish), 2487 nucleotides. RefSeq names its product cathepsin B-like. Lineage: Eukaryota; Metazoa; Chordata; Cladistia; Polypteriformes; Polypteridae. Gene Ontology annotation, cellular component: lysosome. The transcript has 10 exons. Bases 103 to 1125 code for a protein of 340 amino acids. Gene Ontology annotation, molecular function: cysteine-type endopeptidase activity. Gene Ontology annotation, biological process: regulation of catalytic activity. The record is from RefSeq and is a predicted model, not a curated record.